Messenger RNA from Hippopotamus amphibius kiboko, 756 nucleotides. Its product is annotated as F-box only protein 27-like. Gene Ontology annotation, biological process: SCF-dependent proteasomal ubiquitin-dependent protein catabolic process; glycoprotein catabolic process. Gene Ontology annotation, cellular component: SCF ubiquitin ligase complex; cytoplasm. The record is from RefSeq and is a predicted model, not a curated record. Lineage: Eukaryota; Metazoa; Chordata; Mammalia; Artiodactyla; Hippopotamidae. The transcript has a single exon. Gene Ontology annotation, molecular function: ubiquitin protein ligase activity. Bases 1 to 756 code for a protein of 251 amino acids.
AUGGAGCGGUUCCAGAUGGUGCUAAUCCAUGUGCCCUCACACAUGCUGCUUGAGCAUUGCUGCCAGGUGUGCCAGUGCUGGUGCCACCUGGUGGACUGCCAGGCCCUGUGGCUGAGCAUCCUGGUCAGAGACCAUGCCGCCCUGUCACCCAUCCUCAGCACCCUCCUGCCCCCCACAGCCGACAGUGACCCCAGGCCCUGCGUCCUGGGAGGCGUCUGUGAGCACAGACCCUUUAGGACGCCACCUCUACCAGAACCCCACGGGCCUAGGCGUCUUCCGGAACUGGACAAUGCAGAGCGGUGGAGGUGGCUGGGGAGAGAAGGAAAACUUGGAGGUCAGGCUUUGGGCCACUUCCCAGGCAUCUUUCCUGUCUGCCAAAGGUGGUGUUACAAGAAGGAAGUAUUGGACCUGGAGAACAAGGGUCUGUGGCAGGAACUCCUGGAGAGUGGGAAGAUUGAGAUUUGUGUCUCUGCCUGGUGGAUAGACCAACAGGGCAUGCCCAGUGUGUAUGAGCUAACUGUCCAACUUCUAGAUGCCAACCAUACUGUGUUGCAUAACUUCUCUCCUACACCUAUUCCCAUCCAGCAAGGUAGAAACAGUGUCCCGUUUGAGGUCAACCAUGUGUUCCUCAACUUCAAGAAGGGUGUCCACUUUGUGUCUGUUGAACACUGGAUUUGGGACUUGGGAUUCUGGCCUGAACAAUAUGGAAUCUAUCUGCCCAAUGCUGGUGUGAUUCCACGGGUCUGUCUGUUCUAG